This is a messenger RNA of Guyanagaster necrorhizus, 396 nucleotides long. RefSeq lists its product as uncharacterized. Lineage: Eukaryota; Fungi; Basidiomycota; Agaricomycetes; Agaricales; Physalacriaceae. The record is from RefSeq and is a predicted model, not a curated record. Bases 1 to 396 code for a protein of 131 amino acids. The transcript has 4 exons.
AUGCAGCUUCCAACCAAACUCACCUUACUCGCUCUUGCCUCCUCUGUCUUUGCAUCGCCUGCCUUGCAGGCACGCUCUGAGACUGGAAUCGCCUACUAUGGGUUCGAAAACAGUACCAUGACCGCUUGUGGUAUAUAUUCCAACGAUACAGACUUUAUCGUUGGAUUGAGCACAGACUAUGUGAAUUGGGAGAACAGGGAUAACUGCUUCAAAAAUGUCACUGUUUCUCUGACGGACGAUCCCUCGACCUCUGUUGAGGUUACAGUCACAGAUGCCUGCAAGGACUGUGGUGAUUCGGCCAAUGUGUAUCUUUCUGUGGCCGCAUUCGAAGCCUUGGGAGUAUUAUCCGUCGGAAAACUGAACGUUACCUGGGCAUUCGUCGAUGGCUCCAACUGA